Molecule: messenger RNA, 2085 nt
Organism: Enhydra lutris kenyoni (northern sea otter)
Lineage: Eukaryota; Metazoa; Chordata; Mammalia; Carnivora; Mustelidae
Gene: CCDC162
Product: chromosome unknown C6orf183 homolog
Exons: 13
Source: RefSeq, a predicted model, not a curated record
AUGCAAGUGCUCCAAGACCACGCUGCAAAGACAAUCAUGCCAGCUCCAUCUCAUCCAACUUUCGUGGCUUCCCAGGGUUUGCAUCAGUGCAACUAUGACCACAUCUGGGAGAAUAUUUAUAGCAACAUCAAUCUCUACCAGAAUGAAAAUAUGAGGGAAGAGGACCUUUCAAUAGAACAAAAUGAAAAUGACCUAGCACAAAUAAGUCGUUGCCAACAUGCUGGUGAGCCCACCAAGCAGAAAAAAGAGACAGGGUACAGCUAUGCAGUGGCCCUGCAACUGCUCGGUUUGGAUGGUAGGACCGGGCCCAGUGAUGGGAGUCCUGUCCUGAUGAGAGGAGCCUACUUGUCCUUCCUGUAUCUGCGCCACCUGCGAAUCAGGGAGCUGCAGCGCACCUGUCUGGGAAUUCUGAACUACUUCAGAUCCGUUGAGCGAACACUGACAAUCAACACUUCAGGCCUUACCUUGGUUGGAGGGAGUCUGGUCCCCACCAUAGAAGAUAGUUCCUGGGUAAAUACAGCCGAGGGAGGUCUGGGCACCUCGCAAGGCCUAGGAGCUCACCACUAUGUCCACGGGACAGCUGCUGAGCACAAGGUCCACAGUGUCCGAUUCAUGGAGUUCUCGGAAGUGGAGAACCAGGACGACUACUACAGCAUGGGGGCUGCGUCCGUCUUCACGCAGGACCCACACGGAGUACAUAUCAUGUACGAUGAAGCCUUGAGCGAUCUGAAGGAGCUCGAGGCAGAGCUGCUACUUGUGGCCAGCCAUUACAUCGAGAAAGAAAAAGGUCACAAAGAGGGCAGCGAGUCAAAUACUGGCCAGGACUGGGGAUGGGCCCAUGCAAGUGUGGACAGAUUUGCUGUGUUGUAUGACAUGUGGACUUGGGAAGCAGCCCUUCUAGAAAACAAGCGCCAGCUUCUUGACAGUUACUUCGAAGCCUACCAGCACGUGUUGGACCCUGAGGAGAGGUUUGCCUUAGCACAAGUGAUCACUGACCUAAUGCACAGGCGCCCGAGGUUUGAUCUCAGCCGCCCUUAUUUCCUUAAAGCCUACCGAGAUGAGGGCACCUGCCUGAGGCUUCACUUGGAGCUAGUGAGGGGCAUCCUCAAUCAGCACAUAGAGCGUCAGCGGGAGUAUGUCCAGAGGCUUUGGCAGGAAGGCCGUCCAGAUGAUAGCAGUAGCUUUGGACUUCCCCUUAACAUAAUUUGCAAACAACUUAUUUCCAUCAACAAUAGCUGCCCAGCUUUGAAAAAUAUUUAUCUGCUGGAGUUCCAUCCUUCCCUGGGCCUGGCAUCACUCAUCUCCCGAUCCCUUGAGCACCUCCUCCAGGAGGCCCGCCACACCUGCAGACCAACAUCCGCCAGCAGCUUCACCUUGCUGGAGAGACGUGUGCUGCGGCUGGCCCUGGAUACGUGGCUUACACCGGCCAGGCCCGAGUCCUGGUACAGCACUCAGCUCCAGAGGGAUCUGUUUUCAGCUAAAGUAAUGGGAGAUCCCUUUCUCCUGGAGGAGAUAGGUCUGCUUGCUCUCAAGUCUGCCGCAGACGAAGGACAGAACCAAAGCCAAGGUUCUUCUGUGCACCUCCUGGAGACAUUUUCGAAACUUCUGGAACUUGUGACCCUCCGCCACCGGCUAAUAGAAAUGAGUCUGGAGAGUGUACACUUAGCUCGUCUCUAUAAGGAACUGGCAUGGGAGAUGGGUUUUGAAGAGUUCCAUUUGUAUCUGAGGCCCAUUCACUUUGAAUUUGCAUCACUCAAAGACAAAGUGGACCACCCUCCUCCUGUCUUUAUCACCUCUCUGCUGGAGGACAGUGAUCAAAUGGACAGAUAUGCUCCUGCUACCCUUGUCUUAGCCAUCUCUGAGGUGGAUGAUAACCAGGUUGGCAAGUUCAGCUUUUAUACAAAGGAAGCCAUCCUUAAGCUCUUAUUCCAUUCAGGAGUGGAAAAUAUGCAAGUGACCCUUGCAUGCCAAGCAGCUCAGAAAAAUGCCUUGAUGGUGGCUGUCCAGCAGGCAUCCUUCUAUCCCAUGCCCCGGUGGGGCUGUCCUGCUGAUGCAAAGGUCAGCCUAUAAGAUAGAGAAACCUGA